AUGGAUCUGUCUUCUUCAAGUGAGAAGCUGUGUUAUGUUCACUGUUCACACUGCAACAUUGUUCUUGCGGUUGAAGUUCCAUGCAGUAGAAUGAUGGAGACUGUUACAGUGAAGUGUGGGCACUGCAACAAUAUCUCCUACAUUAGCCCUGAACCUAAACCUAAUUCUCAAUACUUUGACUAUCAAAUGGAUUUCACUAUGGGACAGCAAUCGGAUGCUUCUUCAUCAACUUCUAUUGAACAAAAACCUGAAGCUCCUCCGGUUGCAAAACCUCCAAAGAAGAAGCAGAAGCAACCAACUGCUUACAAUGUCUUCGUGAGGCAGGAGAUACAGCGAAUAAAAGCUGAAAUGCCAGAGAUUACACAUACAGAGGCCUUCAGCAUGGCAUCAAAGAAUUGGGCAAGGUAUGGUGGUCCUUUAAAUUAUGGUUUAAACCCUUUGAAUACAAUUUCUGACGAUAAUGAAUCAGUGGAAUCAGUCUCAAUCAAACAUGAAAGUGGAAAUGGCUCUGCUGAGGAAAGCUAUGGUGGUUUCAGACAAAUGAAGCGCCACGACUAA
Molecule: messenger RNA, 558 nt
Organism: Dendrobium catenatum
Lineage: Eukaryota; Viridiplantae; Streptophyta; Magnoliopsida; Asparagales; Orchidaceae
Product: protein DROOPING LEAF-like
Exons: 7
Coding region: 1-558 (185 amino acids)
Biological process (GO): multicellular organism development; floral meristem determinacy; cell fate commitment
Cellular component (GO): nucleus
Source: RefSeq, a predicted model, not a curated record